UUUUAUGAAGAGUAAGUAUGUAGAGCUUAAGUUGACAUUUCAGAAUUAUUUUUUACUUUUUAGCUCAAUUUUCUAAUAUGUAAUAUCGCAAAACAUAAUUCUCAUGAAGUAUCAUUAUGUUAUAAUACUGUAAUAUUAUCAAAGCUGUGUUUAGCCGACUAUAUGAAAAUACUAUUAUGUGAAAUGCACAAUUGCAGUCUGAAUAAUAAAUGUUGUCGAAGGGAAUAGUUGAGUAAGCUAUAUUAUUGCCGGAAAAUCGUGAAGCUAUAGACAGAUAUUUGAUGAUCGUCAGUUUACCACAAGAUAACAUCAAAGAAGAUGUUUAUAUUGGCAUUUACAUUUAAAAUAUUAACGAUUUGUGGUUGUGGACUACUGGAUUCGUGGGUAACGCCGUUCAAACGGUUAGUUUAUCACAUGUAUACUAUUUUCGUAUUGUUAUUAAUACACACGUUUAUGCUGUCGCAAUUGGUGGAUCUUAUUAUGGUCGUGGACAAUUCCGACGAAUUCACCGAUAAUUUCUAUGUGCUACUCGCUAUGGUUGUUUCUUGCUGUAAGAUGUUGGCUCUGUUGAUGAAUCGCAGCAACAUUGAGAUGUUAAUUGAGACCCUUACGAGUAAACCGUUCCAACCGGUUGAACCUGACGAAGUGAAGAUUCGACAGAAAUUCGAAAAACUCAUACAAUCAAAUACGCUUCAUUAUACUAUCUUAGUCGAAACAACGUGUCUAUCUGUUGCCGUGACAUCAUUACUGACGGAAUUUGGGAAAGGAAAUUUGACGUUCCGAGCAUGGCUACCAUUUGACUAUUCUUCGCCGCUACUAUUUCCAUUUGUAUACGCUCAUCAAUUGAUAAGUUUUACAAUUGGAUCUGUGCACCACGUAGCUUGUGAUAGUCUCAUAUGCGGAUUCCUGGUGCACAUUUGUUGUCAGAUAGAAAUAUUGGAACACCGUUUGAGAAAAAGCGCAAAUAAUCCUAACAUUCUUCGCGAAUGUGUUCUUCAGCACAAUCAUAUAUUCAAAUUUGCUCGUAUAGUAAAUGAAAAAUUUAGGGUAACUAUAUUUAUCCAGUUUAUCGUGAGCACAUUGGUGAUGUGCUUUAAUUUGUAUCAAUUUACCAAAUCAACUGCAUUAAGAACAAAGUAUAUGCAAUUACUAAUGUAUACAUGCUCUAUGCUAUCACAAAUCUUUUUUUAUUGUUGGUAUGGAAACGAAGUUAAAUUGAAAAGUCGACAGUUGAUGAACAAUGUUUUCGAAAUGGAAUGGUUUAAGUUUAAUGAAGACGCUCAGAAGGCUUUAUUAAUGAUCGUAAGACGUGCUGCAGUACCAAUCGAGUUUACUAGUGCCUGUGUUAUUUCUAUGAACUUGGAUUCAUUCGUGGGUAUACUAAAGACGUCGUAUUCGGCUUACAAUAUACUUCAGCAAACGCAAGGAUCAUAAUGUACACGUGUAGUGAAGCAGAAAUAUCGGUGAUAUAAUACACAAUGUAAAUCUAUGUCACAUGUGCAUAUAAACACAAGGUUUAUACAUAUAUCAAAUAUUUUAUUUAAUACUGAUAAUAAAUUUUUGUAUAGUUGACAUCAUAAACGGAAAGAAAUAAGUGAUAUACUUGUUGCCAUUUUCAUUAACUUAUCUUAAUAUGUGCUACAUGCUCAUGUCAUACACUAUAAGUAGAACGUUAUAAUUGUCAUUAAAAGUUAAACUAUAAAUUGUAAUGAUAGGGAAAAGAAAACCUAUAAUGAUAGAGUCAAUAC
Molecule: messenger RNA, 1748 nt
Organism: Vollenhovia emeryi
Lineage: Eukaryota; Metazoa; Arthropoda; Insecta; Hymenoptera; Formicidae
Product: odorant receptor Or1-like
Exons: 6
Coding region: 319-1434 (371 amino acids)
Biological process (GO): sensory perception of smell; detection of chemical stimulus involved in sensory perception of smell
Cellular component (GO): plasma membrane
Molecular function (GO): olfactory receptor activity; odorant binding
Source: RefSeq, a predicted model, not a curated record